This is a messenger RNA of Sus scrofa (pig), 3899 nucleotides long. The record is from RefSeq and is a predicted model, not a curated record. NCBI's taxonomy places the organism in Eukaryota, Metazoa, Chordata, Mammalia, Artiodactyla, Suidae.
CCGGAAGUGACGCUAUCGGUCGCCAGGCAAGCAGGGGCUUUCCCGCCCUGCAGGGUCUCAGAGCCCACCGACAUCGCUCACGCCUCCCGGCUUGGUUCGUUUGAGUAAGGAUGAAAGAGGUAUUCGUUCGUCCUUACCAUUCCGUAACAUUCGUGAGCUGACCCUGUGCUGGGGAUGCUCCGGUGGCUGAGACAGCCCCAGUCUCCAUGCUACGGAGCUCACAGUUCAGUGAGGGAUAUAGACGCAUCACCAGCUGAAGAGGAGGUUACCGAGAAAAUAUGUCCAACAUGCAGAAAAUCAAGAGGCUGAGAGAAUUAUGAGCUGUACCAAGUAGAGCUGGGUCCUGGUCCUAGUGGGGACAUGGCAGCCAAGAUGAGCAAGAAGAAGGCGGGCCGUGGUGGGGGCAAGAGGAAGGAGAAGCUGGAGAACAUGAAGAAGGAGAUGGAGAUUAAUGACCACCAGCUGUCUGUGGCAGAGCUGGAACAGAAAUACCAGACCAGUGCAACCAAGGGCCUGUCUGCCAGCCUGGCUGCAGAGCUGCUGCUGCGGGAUGGGCCCAACGCGCUGAGGCCGCCACGGGGCACCCCUGAGUACGUCAAGUUCGCAAGGCAGCUGGCGGGCGGUCUGCAGUGCCUCAUGUGGGUAGCAGCGGCCAUCUGCCUCAUUGCCUUUGCCAUCCAGGCCAGCGAGGGCGACCUUACCACGGACGACAAUCUAUACCUGGCACUGGCCCUCAUCGCUGUGGUUGUGGUCACGGGCUGCUUUGGCUACUAUCAGGAGUUUAAGAGCACCAACAUCAUCGCCAGCUUCAAGAACCUUGUGCCCCAGCAAGCGACUGUGAUCCGAGAUGGGGACAAGUUCCAGAUCAAUGCAGAUCAGCUCGUGGUAGGCGACCUGGUGGAGAUGAAAGGCGGGGAUCGAGUGCCAGCCGACAUCCGCAUCCUCCAGGCCCAGGGCUGCAAGGUGGACAACUCCUCGCUGACCGGAGAGUCGGAGCCGCAGACCCGCUCACCCGAGUGCACACACGAGAGCCCCCUGGAGACCCGCAACAUCGCCUUCUUCUCCACCAUGUGCCUCGAGGGCACGGCACAGGGCCUGGUGGUGAACACCGGCGACCGCACCAUCAUCGGGCGCAUUGCGUCCCUGGCCUCGGGGGUAGAAAACGAGAAGACGCCCAUCGCUAUCGAAAUCGAACACUUUGUGGACAUCAUCGCAGGCCUGGCCAUCCUCUUUGGUGCCACGUUUUUCAUUGUGGCCAUGUGCAUCGGCUACACCUUCCUGCGGGCCAUGGUCUUCUUCAUGGCCAUCGUGGUAGCCUAUGUGCCUGAGGGGCUGCUGGCCACGGUCACGGUCUGCCUGUCCCUGACAGCCAAGCGGCUGGCCAGCAAGAACUGUGUUGUCAAGAACCUGGAAGCGGUGGAGACACUGGGCUCCACGUCAGUCAUCUGCUCUGACAAGACGGGGACCCUCACUCAGAAUCGCAUGACUGUGUCCCACCUGUGGUUCGACAACCACAUCCACUCAGCUGACACUACAGAAGACCAGUCAGGGCAGACAUUUGACCAGUCCUCAGAGACGUGGCGGGCGCUGUGCCGCGUGCUCACCCUCUGCAACCGCGCUGCCUUCAAGUCGGGCCAGGACGCGGUGCCUGUGCCCAAGCGCAUCGUGAUCGGAGACGCGUCCGAGACGGCGCUGCUCAAGUUCUCGGAGCUGACGCUGGGCAAUGCCAUGGGCUACCGUGAGCGCUUCCCCAAAGUCUGCGAGAUCCCCUUCAACUCCACCAACAAGUUCCAGCUGUCCAUCCACACACUGGAGGACCCUCGGGACCCGAGGCACGUGCUUGUGAUGAAGGGCGCCCCCGAGCGCGUCCUGGAGCGCUGUAGCUCCAUCCUCAUCAAGGGCCAGGAGCUGCCACUGGAUGAGCAAUGGCGCGAGGCCUUCCAGACUGCCUACCUCAGCCUGGGAGGCCUCGGAGAGCGGGUCCUGGGCUUCUGCCAGCUCUACCUGAGUGAGAAGGACUACCCGCCUGGCUAUGCCUUCGACGUGGAGGCCAUGAACUUUCCAACCAGUGGCCUGUGCUUCGCGGGACUCGUAUCCAUGAUAGACCCACCCCGGGCCACUGUUCCUGAUGCCGUGCUCAAGUGCCGAACAGCAGGCAUCCGGGUGAUCAUGGUGACAGGUGACCACCCCAUCACAGCCAAGGCCAUUGCGGCCAGUGUGGGCAUCAUCUCGGAAGGCAGCGAGACAGUGGAGGACAUUGCAGCCCGCCUCCGUGUGCCCGUGGACCAGGUUAAUCGGAAGGAUGCCCGAGCCUGCGUGAUCAACGGCAUGCAGCUGAAGGACAUGGACCCAUCAGAGCUGGUCGAAGCCCUGCGUACCCACCCUGAGAUGGUCUUUGCUCGCACCAGUCCCCAGCAGAAGCUGGUGAUUGUGGAGAGCUGCCAGCGACUGGGUGCAAUCGUGGCUGUGACAGGGGAUGGUGUGAAUGACUCCCCAGCCCUGAAGAAGGCAGACAUCGGUGUGGCCAUGGGUAUUGCUGGCUCGGAUGCUGCCAAAAAUGCAGCCGACAUGAUCCUGCUGGAUGACAACUUCGCCUCCAUUGUGACUGGCGUGGAGCAGGGCCGACUGAUCUUUGACAACUUGAAAAAGUCCAUCGCCUACACGUUGACCAAGAACAUCCCUGAACUGACGCCCUACCUCAUUUACAUCACCGUCAGCGUGCCCCUGCCCCUCGGGUGCAUCACCAUCCUCUUCAUUGAACUCUGCACUGACAUAUUUCCAUCUGUGUCCCUGGCGUAUGAGAAGGCCGAGAGUGACAUCAUGCACCUGCGCCCGCGGAAUCCAAAGCGUGACCGGUUGGUCAACGAGCCCCUGGCUGCCUACUCCUACUUCCAGAUCGGUGCCAUCCAGUCAUUUGCUGGGUUCACUGACUACUUCACGGCCAUGGCCCAGGAGGGCUGGUUCCCACUGCUGUGUGUGGGGCUGCGGCCACAGUGGGAGAACCACCACCUACAAGACCUGCAGGACAGCUAUGGCCAGGAGUGGACGUUUGGGCAGCGCCUGUACCAGCAGUACACCUGCUACACUGUGUUCUUCAUCAGCAUCGAGAUGUGCCAGAUUGCUGACGUCCUCAUCCGCAAGACGCGCCGCCUCUCAGCCUUCCAGCAGGGCUUCUUCAGGAACAGGAUCCUGGUGAUCGCCAUCGUGUUCCAGGUCUGCAUCGGCUGCUUCCUGUGCUACUGCCCCGGGAUGCCCAACAUCUUCAACUUCAUGCCCAUUCGGUUCCAGUGGUGGCUGGUUCCCAUGCCCUUUGGCCUCCUCAUCUUCGUCUAUGAUGAGAUCAGGAAACUUGGAGUUCGCUGUUGCCCAGGGAGUGAGUAUGGGGAUUGGGGGCGUGAGGGUGGCGGGCUGAGCCAUUCUCGCAGCAGCUGCCCUGCCCUUGGAUUUUCAAUACUUGACCUUCAAGCCCUUGAUCCUCCAUAUCAAACCACCACCAAGCCAUGACCUCUGAGCCCCUGGCUCCCAUCCCAACCCAAAUCCCCCCAGCACUGAGUCUCCUUUCUUCCUCUCUCUCUCUCCCAGGCUGGUGGGACCAGGAACUCUACUAUUAGAGGGACCAUUGCCUGCAAGCCAUCCUUGCAUACACCACAAUGGGGGGCAGGGACACACGGAACCCCUGGGACAGCCACCGAAACAUCUGCGCAGUCAAGAGUCCCAGCCCCGCCUGUGUCUGCUCUUGUAGCCCAUAGCCCCUCAACCUUGGGGGCACACUCCCACCCCACAGAGGAGCAGUCUCUAGGCCCAGUCUUCUGAGCUGGCCACAGGGAAGCCCCCCCAGGGUGGGAGGGCUUUGAUGGGGAGUGGGAAUUAGCAGCUCCUGUGAGGUGGGUCUGUCCUUA